UGUUGUGGUGAAGAGAAACGUUGGUAUACGCCCAAAUAAUUAUUCAAAAAAAAUGAAUAAAAUAAUAUUAAUAUUAUUAUUAAUAAAUUUAAAAAAAAUUUAUUCAUAUUGUCCAGUUAAUUGUUUGUGUUAUUUAAAUAAUGAGCCAAAAAAAAUUACUUGUUCACAUCAAGGUCUCAAUGAGUAUCCAGCUAAAAUAAGUGACUUGGUUGAACAUUUUGAUUUAUCAGAUAAUAAUUUACGUAUUAUUGUUAGUGAUAUUGGAAGAUUAAUUGAGCUGAGAUAUCUUAAUCUUGCGAAGAAUCAGCUGACUGGUUUACCUGGUGAUAUUGGAGAAUUAUGGAAAUUAGAAAGACUUGAUUUAAGUGAAAAUAAAAUUCAUAAUGUUGGUAUUGAUAUUGGUGUUAUAACAAGAUUACCAAAUUUAAAAAUAUUAUCAUUAGGAAAAAAUCCAAUAACUGAUAUACAAGAAUUAUCAAAUGCUGCACUUAAAUAUUUAGAUGUCAAUAAAUGCACAAUUUUAAGAAUAACAAAUGAGACACUUGAAGGCUUACCAGAAUUAAUUUCAUUAAAUAUGGAAGACAAUCCAUUGAUAACUGUUAGAAAUAUAAAAAGUAAUAAAUUAAAAUGGCUUGAUAUGUCGAAUUGUCGAUUGAGCAUAUUGGAAUCAAAUACAUUUGAAGGUGCACCAUUACUUGAACAACUUCGUCUUGCUAAUAAUCCAUAUUUAAUUUUCAGCACAAGAAAAGAAACAUUGAGACAUGAUAAGCUAAAAAAACUUGAUGCAUCAGGUUGUAAUUUAGAUAGACCUGGUCUUCAUGGUUUUCCAUCAUUAACACAAGCAAUAUUAUCAAAAAAUUCAAUAAGAUUUUUACCAGAUAAUAUAUUUUCAAGAAAUAAAAUGUUAAUUAAUUUAUCACUUGAUGGUAAUGGCUUGGAUCAAAUUAAUUCAAGCACUUUCUAUGGAAUGACAUCACUUGAAACACUUGAUUUAUCAAGAAAUAGUUUGACCCAAUUACACUCAUCAUUAUUCAAAGAAAAUAUUAAUUUAAGAUUAUUAAAUUUAUCAAGUAACAAUAUUAGAGAAAUACCAGAUGAUUUUUUAUCAACAGUUAUAACACUUGAUUUAUCAAUGAAUUUAAUUGAUAAUAUAUCAAAUAAAUGUCUCAUUAAUAUGACGAGAAUAAAGAAUUUAAAUUUAGGAAAAAAUAGAUUUGAAUUAUUUGAUAGUAGUUUAGAAUCAAAUACAUUGAGAACAUUAAAUUUACAAAAUAAUAGAAUAAUUAAAUUGACAAAUAAAAGUUUUUUAAAUAUUCCAUUAUUAACUGGUCUUGAUUUAUCAGGUAACAGGUUGAGUGAAGAUUUAUCAAGAGAUGUAUUUUCAUCAAAUGAUAAUUUACAAAAAAUAUUACUUCAUGAUAAUCCAUGGCACUGUGAUUGUGAUAAAUUGGAAUCGAUUUAUAAUUAUUUAAAGAGUACAGAAAAAACAAUAGUAACAAAUUUAAUUUGUCAAAGUCCAAGUAAUGUAUCUGGUUAUUCAUGGACAACAGCAUGUUAUACUGAUUGGUCAAAUGAUGUCAGUGAUUCAAGAUACAAAGAUAAAAUAUAUCAGCUAGUUUUAAUGGGAUUAUUUAUAUGUGUAUUUGUUUUUGGUACAGUUGUAUCAAUUGGUCACACUAUUAGAACAAAAAGAAGCCAAGCAUUGUUGAGAAUAAGAGAAGCUGAAAGAGCUGAAGCUAGAGAAAGAUUAUUACUUCAUCGAAGAACAUUAGAAAUUGAAUCAAGACGUCAAGAACAUCAGCCAAGAAUUCAUCCAGCUGAAAUAAUUGGACCACCAACUUAUGAAGAAGCUGUUCAACUACCAAGAUUAAUUCGUUCAUUGGAUCAUCUUGAUUCUAUAUCAACUGAAGGAAUUGGUAAUUCUGGUCAAUCACUUGAUCAACAAGCAUGGAUUAAAAAAAGACGUAUGCAAUCGAAAAAAAUAAUAAAUAAACGCGCUAAAAGUGAGGAUAAUUUAAAUAGAAAAUGUAGAGAAAAAAAUAAAAAUAUUAAAGGAUAUUCAACGUCAUCAGUAUCAAGAGAAAGAAGAAGAAAAUCAACAAUUAUUUAUCGACAAAAUAAUGAUAGUUAUUCUGAUGAACCAAUUAGUAGUAUGGAUGAUAUUCAAAGAGGAAUAAAUAGAUCAAAAACAUCAAUAACAAAUAAUAAAAAAAGAAAAAGAUUUUUAAUUGUUAAAAAUGAACAUUCAAAUGAUGAUGAAGAUUCUGAUAAUUAUAAAAAUAUAUCAUCACGUUCGGCUUUUAAUUUGAAUAAUGAUAAAAAUAAAAUUUUUGAUUUAUCAAGAGAACCAAGAAGUGGUACUUAUCGACCAACAUGUACCACAUCACCACAAUUUUAUGAUUCAAGUAGUGAUAAUGAAAUUAUCAUUCACAAUCCACCAUCAAUUGUUUAAUCAUUUUUUUUUUUUUGUACAAAAAUUACCUUACCUGUAAAUUAAAUUUCAUUGUUUUUUUUUUUUUUUCAUAUUUAUUAUAUUCUAAAAUUCAUAUAUAAAUAAGGCCUUCAUCAAUACAAUAUACAUAAUUUUUUUUAAAAUUCUAAAACCUUUUUUUAUAAAACAAAAAAAAAAUUUAACAAUUAUUAUUAUUAUUAUUAUUAUAUAAAAUUUUUAUAGCAAUGACUUUUGAGUCAGUACAAAAAAAAUUUAAAAAAUAAUUCCUAUUAUGUUUAUUAUUUAUAGUUUAAAUAUAUUUAAAAAAAAAACAAAUUAACAAUUAAAAAUUAUUAUUAACUAGGUUUAUUUGUUGUAUUUUUUUUUUUUAUACUCAGCACAAGAGUUUUAUCUCAACUCAAUUUGAAUCAUCAAUGAUAAUUUAUUUAAAAAAAAAACAAAAAAUUUUAAUUAUUUCUAAACUUUGAUAUAUAUAAAUUUAUUAUUAACAUUUGUUAAUAAAAAAAAAACAAUAAUAUUUCAAGUUCUUGCUAUCCUUUGAUAUAACAAAUUGUUUAAUUAUAUAAAUAUUUAUUUGUUUAUUAAAUCACAAAUAGUACCUGUUAAAAAAAAAAAAAAAUAUAAAUUAAAAAUUUAGGGUGAUGUCUUGACUAGAUUUUCACCCCCAAUAAUUUUUGUAAUUAACAAUGGUGUUUUGGGUACACUAUCUGGAUUAUCUUGUAAUGUUAUUUUAACACGUUGAGCACCAGGACUUGAUUGAUUAUUAAAUUGAUUUGAUAAAUUACCAGAUGAUAAUGAAUCACGUUCAUGUUUAC
Messenger RNA from Aphidius gifuensis, 3267 nucleotides. Its product is annotated as leucine-rich repeat-containing protein 15. The record is from RefSeq and is a predicted model, not a curated record. The coding region runs from base 53 to 2452 and encodes 799 amino acids. The transcript has 6 exons. Lineage: Eukaryota; Metazoa; Arthropoda; Insecta; Hymenoptera; Braconidae. Gene Ontology annotation, molecular function: protein binding.